AUGUAUAGCACAUGUGGCUGGCUCGGUGUCCUGGCGCUGCUGAGCACCCUGGUGCUGUGCCACAGCCUGCGCCGCCCCCCGCACCCCCCGCACGGCCACUGCUACAGCGCGGGCGACCUGCGGGACGGCGAGAGCCCGGCUCGGCUCCUGGGCCGCAGCCUGCGCUGGGAUCACUACGUGCCGGUGCAGCUGGUGCCGCAGCUGGAGCGGCUGCAGGACGCUCCGGACCAGCCCCGCCGCCAGCGCCGGCACCAGCAGCGCCUGUGCCCCGCGCUGCAGCCCCGCGCCCAGCUCCGCAGCGAGCACAACGAGCGCUCCAUCUCCCCGUGGCGCUACCGCAUCGAUGAGGAUGAGAACCGCUACCCGCGCAAGCUGGCGUUCGCCGAGUGCCUGUGCAGCGGCUGCGUGGACGUCAAGACCGGCCGCGAGACGUCGUCGCUCAACUCGGUGCCGAUCCACCAGACCAUGAUGGUGCUGCGCCGCAAGCCCUGCCCGCGCCCCGCCGCACACGGGCUCGUCACCUUCGAGGUGGAUUACAUCAGGGUGCCGGUGGGCUGCACCUGCGUCCUGCCCCGCACCACCCGCUGA
This is a messenger RNA of Colius striatus (speckled mousebird), 588 nucleotides long. RefSeq names its product interleukin 17C (gene IL17C). Gene Ontology annotation, biological process: inflammatory response. The transcript is spliced from 3 exons. Gene Ontology annotation, molecular function: cytokine activity. Bases 1 to 588 code for a protein of 195 amino acids. The record is from RefSeq and is a predicted model, not a curated record. Gene Ontology annotation, cellular component: extracellular region. Lineage: Eukaryota; Metazoa; Chordata; Aves; Coliiformes; Coliidae.